Helianthus annuus (common sunflower) is the source of this 771-nucleotide messenger RNA. RefSeq names its product wiskott-Aldrich syndrome protein family member 2-like. Bases 1 to 771 code for a protein of 256 amino acids. The transcript has a single exon. NCBI's taxonomy places the organism in Eukaryota, Viridiplantae, Streptophyta, Magnoliopsida, Asterales, Asteraceae. The record is from RefSeq and is a predicted model, not a curated record.
AUGCCGCCAAGAUUCUUCAGGAGAAGAGGAAGGGGCAAGGGGCCAAUCACCGCCCCCAAUAAUAAUGAAGCUGGACCCUCGAAUGCGAGAGCUCCAUCCACCACGGAGAGUGACGAUCCCCAGCAGAACCGGAGGAACCUCUUUGAGCCAGCUCGACGGUCGGUCUCACACAGUUCAACACCUCCUAACCCUUAUGGGCCACGAUCGGAUUACGAGGCCAGCAACCCUCAACCUUCAUACAUACCAUUACAGCGAUCCUUAUCGCACAACUCCUUCGGUGACCCUACACCAGUUUUUAGGGGCCGGUUUAACCCGGCAAACUUCCUACAAGAACCAGGAAAUUUUAACCCAUUAGGUCCAGAAGAUCAUUUCUCUGGAGAUCAUGCGGACGACAUGGACGAGGAUACGGACCCUGUCGAGCCUGCCAGUGGCACACCAAACCACCCGAUAGAGAUCUCUGACGGAUCUUCCUUUCACGGAUCGCCCUAUGUUGGUCCUGAUAGCUUUCAGGCCAUGUUUACCAGGCACGAAUGGUACUAUACGCCUCCUCGCCAUUCGCCGCCUCAGCAGCAGCAACAGCAGCAACAAGAUUCCCCUGAGGAUCCAAGGUUCGUGGCAGUCACGCCACCACCUCCUCCGCCACCAGUUCAACCGGCACCCCCGCAACCACCAAGGCGUAGGAGAACCGGAGCGCGCAUGUCUGUGCGAACAGGAGACUUUCAUUUUAGUUCUCCACGCCAAUCAAGUGCCAGCCACUACCCGCCACAUUAA